Molecule: messenger RNA, 1423 nt
Organism: Xenopus tropicalis (tropical clawed frog)
Lineage: Eukaryota; Metazoa; Chordata; Amphibia; Anura; Pipidae
Gene: zp3
Product: provisional ortholog of zona pellucida glycoprotein 3
Cellular component (GO): plasma membrane
Source: RefSeq, marked provisional
GCUGGAAUCAGAAUGAGACAGUUGGGGAGACUGAAUGUCCUACUGUUGGUCCUGCUGGGACCUGUCUAUGCUUUGGCCCAUUCUGUGUCCUCUGAGAGGAGUCGGCGGCAGGGGAGCCAAUGGUGGCAAGACUACCAUUCUGUUGUAUCUAACUAUGGCCCCAGUAGGGGGACUAACGGCCUGGGCUUCGGCUCUAGGCAGCUCCCCGGCUCCCCCCAGAACACGGUCAGUGUGCGCUGCAAUGAGGACAAGAUGGUGGUGACGGUGCAGACGGAUCUCUAUGGGAUUGGGAAGAACGUCAAGGCCUCCGACUUGACUCUGGGACCCCAGCGAUGCCCCCCCAGUGCCCCCCAGAGCACAAGCACUGCCGUUGUCUUCCAGGUUAACCUGCAGGACUGUGGGAACAGCUUACAGAUGACUCCCAACUUCCUGGUCUAUAGCACCAACCUGACCUACGCUCCUGCCCCCAGGAAUGUUCCCAUUAUCCGGAUGAAUGGUGCCAAGGUUCUCAUUCAGUGCUUCUAUCCCAGGAAUGGAAAUGUCAGUAGUAAGGCCAUCAAACCAACAUGGGUGCCAUUUAGCUCCACCAUAUCUGCUGAAGAUAGACUAGCAUUCUCCUUACGCCUUAUGACCGAUGACUGGUCUGCUCCAAGGGCUUCUAAUGUCUUCCAGUUGGGCGACGUCUUCCACAUAGAAGCUUCCAUCAACAUUGCCAACCAUGCACCUAUGACUAUAUAUGUUGACAGUUGUGUGGCCACAGUUGCGCCUGAUGUCAACUCCAACCCUCGUUAUGAGAUAAUUAAUCAAAAUGGGUGUCUGGUAGAUGGGAAACAAGAUGACUCCUCUUCUGCCUUCCGAUCUCCAAGGACCCAGCCUGACAAGCUUCAGUUCUCUGUUGAUGCCUUCAGGUUUACUACAACCGAUGCCUCUGUGAUUUACAUCACUUGCAAUCUGAGAGCUGCUGCUGCCACCCAAGUCCCAGACACCAUGAACAAGGCUUGCUCCUUCAGCAAAUCCGCAAACAGUUGGUCUCCUCUUCAAGGACCCAGUAACAUAUGCAGCUGCUGUGAUGCGGGGAACUGUGUGUCGGUACCAUCCCAAAGCCGAAGACUGGGACCAUACUUUUCAGGCUCUAGGUGGAACAGGAAACGGGAAGCCGUGCAUGUAUCUAAGAUGGAGGAGGAAGAACAUAGCUUGGCCACUCUAGGGCCCAUAUUGGUGGUCACCCCUGAAUACACUCAAACACAAGCUCUAAAGCAGGAACCGGAGAGCAAGACCUUGGAACUGUGGGAGCUUCUGGCGUUGGGUUCUUUGGGGCUUGUUGUGCUGGCUGGUUGUGUUGCUGUUGUGGCCACUAAGCUCAUGAAAAGGAAGCAAUAUGUAUCUACUAUCCAGAAAUAAAAGACAACAUUUCAACUGAAAA